CUUCUGAAGAAGUUGAACAUGAGUGACUGCAACAUCUCUAAGACUCCAAUGCAUCCAACAUACAUUCUUGAGAAAGAGGAAGUUUCCUCUAAGGUUUGUCAGAAGCUCUAUCGUGGAAUGAUAGGCUCUCUUCUUUACUUAACUGCCUCCAGACCUGAUAUAUUGUUUAGUGUGCAUCUCUGUGCUAGAUUCCAAUCAGAUCCUAGAGAGACUCACUUAACUGCUGUUAAGAGGAUCCUCAAAUAUCUGAAAGGAACCACUAACCUUGGCUUGAUGUAUAGAAAAACAUCAGAGUAUACACUUUCAGGUUUUUGUGAUGCUGACUUUGCUGGAGAUAGAGUGGAAAGGAAAAGCACUUCUGGAAGCUGCCAUUUUCUUGGAGCAAAUCUUGUCACUUGGUCAAGCAAGAGACAAAACACAAUUGCUCUAUCAACUGCAGAAGCAGAAUAUGUCUCAGCUGCCACUUACUGUACACAAACCAUAUGGAUGAAGAAUCAUCUGGAGGACUAUGGAUUGUCUCUGAAGAAGGUCCCUAUUUACUGUGACAACACAGCUGCUAUCUCACUCAGCAAGAAUCCUAUUCUACACUCAAGAGCAAAGCAUAUAGAGGUUUGGAUCGAGCUGAGUGGGGAAGAGAAGACUCUGAACAAACUAUGAAGCUACAAAACGGAGGAGAACACCCCAGAGAAGCACAAUGCUCAAAGAGUAACCUCUGCAACGCUUUCGCACGUACUAUGUUCAAACUGAACAGUAGAUCAAGCUUCAGAAGAUCUGAAGAUUAUAAAGCUCUGAUAUGGAUUCAGCUCACUAGACGCUCUAAAGGAUCAGAAGCUGAGUAGUGAAGAUUCUGAAGUCCAAGAGUAAGCUGGCUCUGAAGACCAAGUACUUCUCCUCUGAGUCCAGAAGCAGAAGAUACAAAGGUCAGAGGAUCCAAGCUUCCCUCUGACUCUGAUCAUCAAGCUUCACAAGUUCCAAGAUGAAGCAUCACUCUGAUCAGAAGUCAACAUGGUUGAAGGUCAUGUCGCUAUCCAAAGUACAAAAGCAAUUGUACCAUUCUUGACGACCUUACCUAACUAAUUCAGCCACAGCAAAACCUGGAAAUUCUAGAUCUGCCCUCCAACGGUAGCAUCUCCAUGCAACGUUCAAACCCUAAUCCUUGGAGUAUAUAAAGAGGCUGAAGAUUGAAAGAUGCCGCCUAAGAAACUUGUUCACGCGCAAGAAAAAAUUCAAAUAUCUUCUUAGCAAUCUUUCUUCAAAUAGAACUAAGUGUGUUUACUAUCAGCUUUCCAAGAAGCAUUUAUUUGUAAACUCUAAACCUUCAAACAGUUGUUUGAUUUACCUUUAGGAGAUCAAGGUUGAUCGGAUCCUAGAGAAGACUAAGAGAGUGAAUCUUAGUGUUAGCUAAGUUAGUGUAUUGUUAGUCACUUUGCAGGUAGCAAGUGCAGUUGUAACAAACUCUGAUUAGUGGAUUGCCUUCAUUCUAAGAAGGAAGAAAUCACCUUAACGGGUGGACUGGAUUAACUUGAGGGAUUUAUCAAGUGAACCAGGAUAAAAUCAUUUGUGUGCUUUCCUUAUCUCUUAUCUCUGCACUUUUAUCAUUGGUGAUUGAAGAGAUUUAUUUAAAUCUCAAGUGGGUUGAGCUUUUAGUUUUAAAACGCUAUUCAAACCCCCCUUUCUAUCGUUUUUCAUACCUUCAGGCUCGAGCUUGAAGUGGCAAGGUGAUGGUUAUUUUUCCCAUGAGAUUGUCUCAUUCUUCGGAAUGUCUUGAAUUGCUCGAAGUGGCGAUGUGGUGGUGUUUGUCCCGCGUGAUUGUCUCGUCUCGCGAGACGCUAUUGAUCGAUCCAUCUUGGUAGCAGCAUAUAGUCGCAUCAUAGAGCACUAACAUUUGAUUUUGUUGAUUUCUGAUUUGAUUCCAUGUUGUUGGAUGUGUUGUCAUCUAUCUUGAAUUAAGUUGUUAGCCUACUUACCAUGUCAUGUAUUAAAUUCGAAUAACAUGUUUUUCUCUCUUAUGUGAACUGAUUCCAUGUAGUUAAACCUUUUUGUUUGCUACUUGUUUUUUGGGCACUUAACGC
This is a messenger RNA of Lotus japonicus, 2072 nucleotides long. RefSeq names its product secreted RxLR effector protein 161-like. The transcript has 3 exons. The coding region runs from base 19 to 657 and encodes 212 amino acids. NCBI's taxonomy places the organism in Eukaryota, Viridiplantae, Streptophyta, Magnoliopsida, Fabales, Fabaceae. The record is from RefSeq and is a predicted model, not a curated record.